UCCUAAAUCUGGGGAACCAGUGACGUUUAUAUGAUUUCAUGGGGAUGUCAUCAUUUUGCGCUUAAAUCUGAUGGAAGGAGCUCAGCUGUCAAAAUGUGUAUUGUACACGUGGGGAGCCAACAGUUACGGCCAGCUCGGACAGGGAAACACGGAAGAUCAAGCCGAGCCGCGGCGUGCAGACGGCGGACUGCAGGCAGAGCAGAUUCGCUGUAUAACCGGAGGAGGCGGACAUUCGGCUGUCAUCACUGAAUCAGGGGAUCUGCUGAUGUGUGGACAGAACCACAAAGGUCAAUUAGGGCUCAGUCACACGUCAGAGGUCAUAACCUUUCAACCCUGCCCUUUGCCUGGGUGCGCAAGAGUUCAGCAGGUGUCCUGUGGUUGGGACUUCUCUGUUAUCCUGACUGGUGACGGUCGGGUUUUGGCAUUCGGCUCCAAUGCAUUUGGACAGCUGGGCGUCUCGCCAAGAAUAACACACUCAGCAGAACCUUUACACGUGAAGACCCUGGAUGAGCCGGUAACUAGUGUGGCUGCAGGGCUCAGACAUGCAUUAGCAAGUACAGCAUCAGGUUGUGUUUAUCAAUGGGGAACUGGCCUGUCGAGUCACGCUAAGAGAAUGUUAAAUCCCCAACCUGUUCCUGCACAUCUAUCCUCUAAGGAGCCCUGCCUUGUCCCGGGGUUUGAUCAUGUGACCCCACAGAAGGUAGUUGCCGGCUCCACCCACUGCAUUUGUUUGAUAGUCGAAGGUGACGUGUUUUUCUGGGGAAGCAAUAAACAUGGUCAGCUGGUCAGCGAGAGCCUCUUCCUGCCUCUUCCUGUGGCUCUGGAUCGAUCUCCGCUGCGGGGAGAAAGAGUGACCGACGUUCACAGCGGCUGGACGCAUCUUGUCGCAAGAACAGAGAGUGGGCGGGUCUUUACAUGGGGCAGAGCAAAUUAUGGACAGCUAGGACAGACCAAUCAGAGUACGGAAAAAGAAUCUGAUGUUUCAACAAGUUUUGGCCAAAGUAUAAGCCGCCCCGUCGAGGUUAAAGCUUUAUUUGGAGCAACACAGAUUGCAUGCGGAUCUGAACACAACUUGGCUGUUGUGGGGGGUCGGAUCUACUCUUGGGGCUGGAAUGAACACGGAAUGUGUGGAGACGGUUCCCUUUGUGACAUCACACAACCGCAGCCAAUCCCCCGCCUUAGAGACACUCCGGCUCUUCUGAUUGGCUGUGGAUCAGGACAUUCAAUUGCACUAUGCAGUUUGAAGAGCAACGAGGAUUCGGCAAGCUGAACAGGUUUGAGCAUUUGGCUCUCAGAGUCUGUGACAAAGACUGUUUGCUUACGUUAUGGUUUUAAUGAAUUAUUCAGAAAGAUUCGUUUAAACCUUUAAAGGACAGAUUUUAGAUCAAAGUCUCAGAGAUGCAAAUACUACCCACGGAUGCACACAUUAUGCUUAUGACAUCAGGACGCGCCCAAAAUAAACAUGUUUUAGAAAGAAGAACACUAGGUCUAUUUGUAGCUUCAUGCAAAUAUUCAUUGCUUAAAUUAGAGACAUAUUCUAAAUUUGAAUAUAUUAAAUGUUCAUGUUUAGUUGGCCAUUAAGGAAAACUAGAAAUAAAAAUUCUCACUCUCACUUUGUUGUAAACCUGUAUUGCUUUUUUCUCCCACUGAAUAGUAAAAAUAGAUGCAUUUACUGAUAUAUCUGGGCUUGCACAUACUGUACUAGCGCCUUUGCAACCAUUCAACCAUUGGAAGAACAGACAAAUUCAAUCAGAUGCUCAUUCUCUGGAUGGGUUUAACAGUUCACUGCUGAAAAUGACCAUUUAUGCUUCCUUUGUUGUAAUCGACGGUCAAGGAUCAUUUUCUCUGACCUUUUACCUCACCGUGAGAGAAAAUACUCUUAAAUAACCUUCACUGUAGAGCCAUUAACUGAAACAGAUUUACUGCUUUGAAACGACCUGUCUAAAAGCACUUAAUCUCCCAGAAUACCCAGUGAUGGGGCAAUCAUUUGAUCCCAGAGUGGUAAUCUACUAAAGACUGGGCAGGGGGAGGUUUAAAAAGUGAUUUUUCACUAUUAUUUACAACAGGAUCUGAUUUUUGGUGGGUUUAAAUCAAAUAUUUUUGUUAUAAGAAACAAUAAAUACAAGUUUGUGAAUCAAAACAACUCCUUUUCUGGUUAAAAAAAAAAAGAUUUUCAAAAGCCGACUGUAACAUUUUGUCCGUCAAAAAAAUAACAUGCAUGGUAGCAUUUAUGAGCACCCUGCUACUAGAUUUUUUUUUUUUUUUUGUAAAUGAAUUGUAAAAUAAAGUAUAUCUAUCUAUCUGU
Labeo rohita (rohu) is the source of this 2305-nucleotide messenger RNA. RefSeq names its product secretion regulating guanine nucleotide exchange factor (gene sergef). Lineage: Eukaryota; Metazoa; Chordata; Actinopteri; Cypriniformes; Cyprinidae. The transcript is spliced from 11 exons. Bases 71 to 1270 code for a protein of 399 amino acids. The record is from RefSeq and is a predicted model, not a curated record.